CUCGAGGUGCAAGUCACCAAGCCCACGCCCUACACCUUCGACCUGGGCCUGCUGCUCGCCAACGACCCCAACCCCCUGCCGGCGCCCGACCCCUCGGUGGCCCAGGAGGAGCGUCUCGCCGCCGUCGCCCGGGACGGCGCCCAGUCGCUGAUCAACCAGCUGCUCACCACGCUGCCGCUGCAGUCGACCAAGGACGGCGUGCUGCUGGACCUGCCCGCCCCCGCCACCGCCCUGCCCCGCGAGAAGCCCCUGCCCGCGGCCAAGGAGCCCACCAAGUGGGAGAGGUUCGCCGCCAAGAAGGGCAUCAAGCCCAAGACCCGCGAGCAGCGACGCAUGAAGGGCAAGGAGUUCAACGAGCGCACCGGCGAGUGGGACAAGACCUGGGGCUACAAGGGCAAGCCCAAGGACGGCCUCGUCCCCGACGACUGGGUUGUCGAGGUCGGUGCCGACGGCGAGCCCAAGGGCAAGGCCGACAAGAACAAGAAGAGG
This is a messenger RNA of Truncatella angustata, 489 nucleotides long. Its product is annotated as ribosomal biogenesis regulatory protein. The record is from RefSeq and is a predicted model, not a curated record. The transcript has a single exon. Lineage: Eukaryota; Fungi; Ascomycota; Sordariomycetes; Amphisphaeriales; Sporocadaceae. Gene Ontology annotation, biological process: ribosome biogenesis; ribosomal large subunit biogenesis; ribosomal large subunit export from nucleus. Gene Ontology annotation, cellular component: preribosome, large subunit precursor; nucleolus; nucleus. The annotation marks the transcript as partial. Gene Ontology annotation, molecular function: protein binding.